GUUGUAUUGAUUUCUGCCACACUUCCAAAUGAGAUUCUUGAGGUAACAAGCAAGUUUAUGACAGAUCCUGUUCGUAUACUCGUAAAACGUGACGAGUUGACACUAGAGGGCAUCAAACAGUUUUUUGUUGCUGUUGAGAAAGAAGAGUGGAAAUUUGAUACAUUGUGUGAUCUUUAUGAUACCCUAACCAUCACCCAAGCUGUAAUCUUCUGCAACACAAAACGGAAGGUGGAUUGGUUGACCAGCAAGAUGCGUGAGAAUAACUUCACAGUGUCUUCUAUGCAUGGAGAUAUGCCUCAAAAGGAACGGGAUGCUAUAAUGGCAGAGUUUAGGUCAGGCACAACUCAUG
Molecule: messenger RNA, 349 nt
Organism: Cuscuta europaea
Lineage: Eukaryota; Viridiplantae; Streptophyta; Magnoliopsida; Solanales; Convolvulaceae
Source: the annotation of a GenBank genome assembly